AUAAAACCUGCGCAUGAUCAAUUGCAACAGCCCAUGGCGGAAAACGAGCCUAUAUAUUCACACACAAAACUUUCCACACUUAGACGCCGAUGAAUUCCGCCUCGGCCAUUCUCACUAACAAUAAUGAUCGUUACUUUGUGCCUUUCAAGCCCGACGGGAGUCGGUCAAUGCAUUUUCGACUAGCCUUUGAACCAGGUGACCUUACGGACACGAUCCAAGAAUACCGUCAAUGGGAGAAAGCAUUGGUACAGGACGAAUGGCCGUAUUAUUUCGGUGCGAAAAGGAGCCACGAAGAACAGGUAGUUGCGCUUGAACUGGCGGCGUUACCUGUGAAAGAUUCUCCGCAUCACACCGUCUACAUGACAGAAUUCGAUGAAUUCAUGGCCAAUCGACGACGCCAAACCCAAAAUGAAGCCAAAAAAGAAAACUAUCCCCACUCUCAUCAUCAUCAAGAAAAGCGCAAGAAGAGCACAAAAGCAUGGAUACCAAAAUUGCGAGAACACGAUAUUCCCUUGGACCAACUAGAUCUGGCCAAUGUACCAAAGUCCUGGAAGGACAUCAUUCGCGUGGACGAAUCUAGAAUAAGACAUGGCGGCAAAGGUGUUUUUGCCACACGACGCUUACCUGCGCACACACCUCUGGGAUUCUACUUUGGCGUCCCUAUGACCGAAGAUGAAUUUGAUUCUAUGAAAGAAGACGUAGGCCGCGCGAGUGAAUAUUCCAUGAUGUAUCGAAAAACAGUGCUGGACGCUACCAAUGCGGAGGGCCAACCUUAUACCGAUCCAAAUGGGGACAUUUUCUGUCCUUUCCAUUUUAUCAAUGGAGCGAGCGAGACGGAACCGAACGUUGCAUUCACUGAAGGAACGAUAGCCAAUCAGAUGGUGUGUUGGACUAAAAAAGAGAUCAGAGCUGGCGAGGAAUUGCUGAUAUGAAUAUCCCCACAUGUAUUUACUUUGAUAUUGCGACAAUGUUAUUUCCCACUUCUUUACCCUAUAUCAAAUGAGAAAACCACAAAUAACAUUAUUAUGUAUUUGUCUCUCUUCUGCAUGUAUUUCUGAAAGAAGAAGCUUGGAUCUUGACAACGCGUGAAACGCGGUUGACUGCAGACAGCCCAUAAAAAAUUUACCAGUCACUCCACCACGCGCUU
Radiomyces spectabilis is the source of this 1147-nucleotide messenger RNA. RefSeq lists its product as uncharacterized. Gene Ontology annotation, molecular function: protein binding. Lineage: Eukaryota; Fungi; Mucoromycota; Mucoromycetes; Mucorales; Radiomycetaceae. The record is from RefSeq and is a predicted model, not a curated record. The transcript has a single exon. The annotation marks the transcript as partial.